Psylliodes chrysocephalus is the source of this 3609-nucleotide messenger RNA. NCBI's taxonomy places the organism in Eukaryota, Metazoa, Arthropoda, Insecta, Coleoptera, Chrysomelidae. The record is from the annotation of a GenBank genome assembly.
CUUCAAACUUCAAACCGAGAGGUUGACGUUUUGGUUUUAGCAAUCGAGAUAAGUAAAAAGGAUGCGGACGACGACGAAUCUAAUCAGGUUCUUCAUUCUAAUAAUUAAUAAUAAGUAACGUCGCGAUUUAGAAUCUCGAUCAUCGUUCGCAACGCGAAAAUUAAUAAUUCGUUUUAUUGACACAUGGGCGCACAUUCAUUGUUAAAAUCAUCGUCAGUGAUAAAGUCUAUCGGGAAAUCGUUGUAGGUAAUUUUAAGUUGAAAUUUCCGUGUUAAAUUGUAUGUUAUUUUGGAUUUUAUGUGCAGUAAGAAAUGUCGACAAGUUACAAUAUUCGCAAUCGUUUCAACGAAAACGAACCCAGCACGAGAUUCACAGACAACAAAUAUGAAAAAUACAAAUUCCAUCGACCCAUGCCCUACGUCCAUUUCCUGGGACUCCUGUGCCUCAUCGUCAUAGUAUUUUCUCUAGUCAUAUUCAUCGAAAAACAAUUACCAGUAGGUCUAAGAGUAGAAGACGAACGCAAGUAUCCGGAUACCUUCAUAGCCGAAAGGGCGUACAACGUAUUGAAAAAUCUAACGAAAAUGGGACCCCGACCGGCCGGCAGCUACGAAAACGAAGUCCUGGCGGUCGACGUGUUAAAAACCGAAAUAGAAAACAUCAUGAUAGGCGCAAACGAACAUCAUCUGAUAGAAUUGGACGUCCAAAAGGCGUCUGGGGCGUUCAAUUUGAAAUUUUUGGACGGCAUGACGAACGUUUAUCGAGAUUUGCAGAACGUGGUGGUGAAAAUUGGAUCGAAAAUAAAUUCGCCUCACAGUUUGCUCAUAAAUUGCCAUUUUGAUUCUGUAGUGGACAGUCCAGGGGCAAGCGAUGAUGGCGCCAGCUGUGCAGUGAUGCUGGAAAUUUUGAGAGUACUAUCGAAAUCGAAAAAAAUCUUGAGGCACAAUAUCAUUUUUUUGUUUAACGGUGGCGAGGAAAAUUUUUUACCUGCUUCGCACGGUUUCAUCACCCAACAUAAAUGGGCUAAAGAGAUAAGGGCCUUCAUAAAUUUGGAAGCAUGCGGCGCGGGGGGUCGGGAGGUGCUGUUUCAAGCGGGGCCGAACCACCCCUGGAUCUUGGAAACGUAUUCCGAAGAAGUACCGUAUCCGUACGCUUCUUCGUUGGCGCAAGAGAUUUUCCAGAGCGGGAUGAUACCGGGCGAUACGGAUUAUAGGAUUUUCAGAGAUUUCGGAAACCUGUCUGGUUUGGAUUUCGCUUGGUCGGCCAACGGUUAUGUAUACCACACUAAGUACGACUCGGUCGAUCAGGUACCGCUCGGAUCGCUGCAGAGAACCGGAGACAACAUCUUGGCGCUGGCCAAAGGGAUGGCCCAAGGGCACCAGCUGUCCAACAUCGAAAAGUACAAGCCCGGGAAUUUGGUGUUUUUCGAUUUUUUGGGCGCUUUCGUCGUGAGAUGGCCUAUGAUGAUCGCCGAUAUCGUCAACAUAUCGUCUGUGAUAUUUUCUUUGUAUAGUAUUUACGUGAAUGGUCGAGCAGCCAAAGCUACAGACAAUUUGACCAAGAAACAUUACGCCAAAAAGCUGUUAGGCUGCAUGCUGGUUGUGUUCCUAACGUGGGUGAUGUCCAUAAUAUCUACGCUCGGCAUAGCUGGGCUGAUUACCUGUUUAGGACGUACAAUGAGCUGGUAUGCUCGCCCAUUGUGGAUAUUCUUCUUGUAUGUGAUACCGACUCUAGUCAUAUCCAUGGCCACGGUGAUGCUGCACUCUAAAUUAUAUAAUAAGGAACUGGAAACAUCGCCUUGGACGAUAUUUCAAUUAUAUUACGAUGCAUAUCAGUUAAUCUGGACUGUAGUACUGAUUUUUGGUGUAGCCCUACGACUGAGGUCCAGUUUUAUUGCUUUAUUGUGGGUGUUUUCGGCUGCAUUAGGAAACUUUUUAAAAUCGGUUUUAUUUUCCAAAUGGAGAGAUGCAAAAUGGCUGCUCCUUCACAUAUCCGUCUUCGGACUACCGUUCGUGCAAUGCUUCUAUUUAAGCGUAGGAGCUAUGUACCUGUUUAUUCCGAUAAUGGGUAGAGCAGGAGCCGGCAGUCAUGCAGAAUUGGUGAUUUCGGUGUUAGUAACGUCAAUAUUCGCUACAUUGUUUAGUUUCGUAGCGCCAUUAGGACUAUUAGUACGAGGAAUAGAGAGAAUUUUCAGUCUAUUGACGGGUCUGUUCUUUUUAUCGCUGGCGUUGUUGAUAUUGACGCCGAUGGGAUUCCCGUAUUCUGGAGAGCCUGGUGCUUUGGCGCCACAGAGAUUUAUGAUUGCUCAUACGCAUAGAACAUUCCACGACAUCUCGGGCAACAUACAAAGGGAAUCCUCCGGUUACUGGAUCGCAGACAUGGACGUUAACAGUCCACAUACAGUCGACAGAUACGUACCCGACAUGAAAAACGCUCAACUAGUCACCAAAGAAGACUGCGAAGAUAACCUGUAUUGCGGGUUGCCAUAUUUAGUACCAGUUCUCACGAUGAUUUGGAAGACGCAUUGGUUGCCCGGUCCGAGGCCUACUCUGAUGACCCCAGUAACGAUGAAUGUGUUGAAUCGAACGAAAAUUAACGGCGGAGAGAGACUUGAUUUUAGAAUUGAAGGUCCAAGUCACAUGGGAGUACUGAUUUCUCCUGUCAUCGGUGUCGAAUUUGAUAACUGGAGUUUACCGACGGAUGGACCAUUAGCCGGGCCUGUAUGGAACGGUCGAAAUACCUAUUUCGUUUAUUAUGCUUAUGGAUUAGAACCUAAACCUUUCGUUUUUUCGAUAGAUUUUAAGGUACCUAAAAACCACAAGGGGCCUAUAAUAGACUUGGCUGUAAACUCUCAUUACCUCUUCGGCCCCGGUAAGGUGACGAAAGAAUUGAAACAGUUGGUAAACCAAUUUCCAUCGUGGACAGCAGUGACGCAUUGGACGGCGUCGUAUGACUCGUGGAAAAUUUAAGGUCAACUAGUGACUCGGUAGGCGAUUUUGGUUAAAGGAGCGAUGACUGAUGCGUUUUGUAUACUUACACAAUGUUUUUCGUGGUGAUAAUGUACAGGGUUGGAUUAAUCCGACCGUUUCGAAAAUACGUUGAUUUUUCAACGAAUUGACAAAAAUGUCAAAAAUUUUCGCACACGUUAUCGACAUUUUUGAAAAUUUAUGAAAAUAUAUUUAUCUGUUAUAAGUUUUUCUUUUACUGAGCCCUUGUAGGGUUAAUAAUUUUUAGUCCAUCACUGCUAAAAUGGUAAAGAAGAAUUUUUAAUUUAAUUUUAAUUUAGAUCCUAUUUUUAGGAUGUAAUUAUACGGUUAAAAGUUGUCCCAGAUAGCUUCGCUAAUAAUGAAUUGUUAUUAUUACAUGAAUAUUAUGAUUAAUACGUGAAUAUUCCGCUUAUUACAUGAAUAUGCUGUUUUUUUUUUCAUAACUAUUCUCAUUACAUAAAUAAAUAUUGUGAAUUUUACAUUAUUAUUAUUAUUAGUACAUGAAUUUUAUGAUUAUUACAAAAAAAAUAUUUGGAUUAUUCCAUGAAUACGCUAUGAAUAUUUUGACAAUUUAUUUGUAGAAAAUAAUGUAGAACUUAUUCAUCUAAAUUUAUUCUAAUUUUAC